CUGCUAACAUUUAAAAGAAUACCUUUAUUAAGUAAAUGGAAGAUGGAUUUCGGGCGAGCACAAGCUGUUUGCAUUCCAGCAAUUCACCUGCACGUGACUGCAGCUACCAUGCAAGUCAGCCAGAAACACUUUGAAAAGGCUCAAGAACAACUGAAGCUUUUGAAAAAGGACCCUGGGAAUGAAACUAAGUUGAAGCUCUAUGCUCUGUUUAAGCAGGCUACUGAAGGUCCCUGCAGUUCUCCAAAACCAGGUAUGCUGGACUUUGUCAAGAAAGCCAAGUGGGAUGCGUGGAAUUCUCUUGGUAAUUUGUCUCAGGAUAAUGCCAGACAGAAAUAUACUGAACUUGUUUCAAGUCUGGUCUCUGCAGAAUCUGCUGGCCAGAAGAAAGAUGCUUCUCCAGAAGAGGGCAGGCAUGAUGGCUAUGAAACAAUAUUAGUUACCACCAAAAACAAUAUCACAAAGAUUAUGUUUAACAGACCUGAUAGGAAAAAUGCCAUCAACCAUAAGAUGUAUAGAGAAAUUAUCAAAGCACUUGAAGAAGCUGGAAAAGAUGAUUCUACCAUAGCAGUUAUUACUGGAAAUGGAGACUACUAUAGUAGUGGAAAUGAUCUGAAUAAUUUUACUAAUAUCCAGUCUGGUGAAAUGAAGAAGAUGGCAGAAGAUGGAGCAGUAUUACUCAAAGAGUUUGUAGAUCAUUUCAUUGAUUUUCCUAAGCCACUAAUUGCAGUGGUAAAUGGCCCAGCUAUUGGAAUCUGUGUAACAGUCCUUGGAUUGUGUGACAUUGUCUAUGCUUCUGACAGGGCUACAUUUCACAGCCCAUUUAGUCAACUUGGACAGAGCCCAGAAGGGUGUUCCUCUUACCUGUUUCCAAAAAUCAUGGGCUUAGCCAAGGCAAGUGAGAUUUUGCUUUUCAAUAAAAAGCUGACUGCAGCAGAAGCCUGCGCCCAGGGACUUGUGACUGAAGUCUUCCCCGACAGGACUUUUCAGAAGGAAGUUUGGGCAAGAUUAGAAGCUUAUGCAAGCCUCCCAAAAAAUUCCUUAGCAGUGUCAAAGCAACUGUUAAGAAGUAUGGAAAAGGAGAAGCUCCAUGCAGUCAACAGUAAAGAGUGUGAAGUCCUGAAGGAGAGGUGGUUAUCGGAUGAAUGUUUAAAUGCUAUUGUCAGCUUCUUUCAGAAGAAAUCAAAACUCUAAUCAUCACCAGUAGAAUAAUUCACCUUCUGGCAAUAGCAUAAUCUGCCCUUAUCAUUAAUAAACUUUCUUUUCAAAUAAUAAUUCUUAUACCUUUUGAUGCAGUAUAUUUCUAUUGAGUACUGGGUUAAAACUGUUCCAUAAAAUCGAUACAAUGUUAUGUGCCUUGGAUCCAUUACGGAUAUUUAGAUUGGGGAAAAAAUGUUCAUUAUUCUGUAGGCAGCAGUGCUGUUUCUGAAUAAUACUAAAGCAGAUUGUCUUCCAAAAGAAGCAGCAGAUUCAGUAGCACUGUAUUUUGAUGGCUCUUCAAAAAAUGUCUUCUGAGUGAUUCUUUUUAUUCAUCUGUGGGGAAGGAAAUACUGUAUGAAAGAAAAAAUAAACAGAAGUAUUUAA
Messenger RNA from Cariama cristata (Red-legged seriema), 1581 nucleotides. RefSeq names its product enoyl-CoA delta isomerase 2 (gene ECI2). Gene Ontology annotation, molecular function: fatty-acyl-CoA binding. The transcript has 10 exons. Bases 43 to 1191 code for a protein of 382 amino acids. NCBI's taxonomy places the organism in Eukaryota, Metazoa, Chordata, Aves, Cariamiformes, Cariamidae. The record is from RefSeq and is a predicted model, not a curated record.